This is a messenger RNA of Plasmodium relictum, 2154 nucleotides long. It is a transcript of the gene PSOP12, whose product is annotated as secreted ookinete protein, putative. The record is from RefSeq and is a predicted model, not a curated record. Lineage: Eukaryota; Apicomplexa; Aconoidasida; Haemosporida; Plasmodiidae. The transcript has 2 exons. Bases 1 to 2154 code for a protein of 717 amino acids.
AUGCUUCUAAGGAAGUUACUUUACAUCUUAUGUUUGGCAUUUCUACUGUUUAAUAGAGUAAAAUGCUAUUAUUUUAAUAUUGUAAAUGAGAGUAUUUUAAAGAGAGUUGAAGAAACAACUUGCUUUAGACAACAUUAUGUAAGUUUUAAGAAUCAGUUAUUAAAGGUUUGCUUAUAUUAUAAGUCUACUGAAUAUCCAAAAUAUACAUUUAAUAUUUACAUAUAUAAAGUAAAUGAAGAAGAUAAAUGGGAAAAAAAAAAUGAAUUAAUAAUAGGAAAUACAAAUAGAAAUAUUAGAUAUUUUUACACUUUUUCAACAGAAGAUAAAAUAAUAGUUGUUUUUUGCUAUAAUAUGAAUCUUUAUAGAACACCAUGUAAAUGUUUUUAUUCAACUAGUUAUGAUGGUAUUACAUUUGAAACGAAAAGAACAGCAUUGAAUUACAUUGUGUUUAAUUAUUUAUCUGUGACUGAUUAUUAUUCAAAACAUUAUGAUCUUUUCGGAGAAAAUUUUUUACUAAUGUGUGGUAUUAAUCAUCAAAUUAUUCAUGAUAAUUCUAAAAAUUUAAUUGUUUGUUUUGGUAGCAAUAAUGAUGGAAAAUCUUGGGAUUACAAAUUUAAUUUUCGUUAUCUCAAGGCUAACAUAAAUAUAUCUUAUUUCAUGUUAAAGCUUAUAAUAAGUGGCAAUGAAAUAGGUUUUAAAUAUGUUACCUCUGAGGCUCCUUUUUCAGCUACUUAUAUAAAAUGUAAAUACAAGAGUAUGCAUGAUUUUUACUGUGAUGAUGUUGAUUUGAAAAUAGGGGAUAAAAUAAUAAGAGAUAUUGUAAAAGUUGGCGGUUAUUAUUUAACUAGUCAAUCAGAUACUAAUCUUUCUACAUGUCAAUUAUAUUAUGUAUAUAAUAGUGUUGUAUUAGCACCAGCAAACGGUAAAAGUGAAGGAUAUAAAUGUCAUAAAGAUAAUUUUUUUCCAUUAGAAAAUUCUAGACUAAUAUAUAGUUUUGAAAAUGAAAAUCUUUCAUAUUCUUAUGUAUUUCGUUAUACCGGUUCGGUAAAACAUUGCACUUUAUUAUAUUUUAAAAAAGAUGAUUUAAAUCCUGGUUUUAUAAGAGGAAGUGAUAAUGUUUAUUCUUGUACUAUUAAAUAUGAUGAACUUAUUGUUGAAGGAGAUGAUAGAUAUUUUGUUUUAAGUGUUUUAAAUGAAGUAAAAACGGACUUAAAAAAAUGCUUUCAUUUUUCAUAUGACAAUUUACUAUAUCCAGUUAAUAUAAUUCAUAAAAUUGACACUGUUACUGAAUACGAAAAUUAUAAGUUGUAUAUUUUCCAUAUAAAAAAAGAUAUAGAAAAUUUUUUUUAUGAAGAUAAGACAUUACACUGUGAUCUAGGUGAUAACUUUACCAUGAAAUUAGAUUUGAAUUAUAAGAAUAGCUUCGUUAUAGAUAAUACAUCUCCUAUUUUACCAACAGAAUUAAAGUUACAUAAUAAUAAUAUUAUCUAUUAUAAAAUACCUAAUUUAAGAUCAAAAAAUCAAUUUUUAUCUAAUAUUUCAUUCCCACCUCAAACAAAAUAUAUUAAGAAAAGUGAUAUCAUGUAUAUCUUUAAAAUGCCACCUUAUAUAAAAGAUAAAAUUGAAAGCAGUUUAUAUUUUAUAAAUAAAUCUAAUAAAGUAGAAAAAAAACCAAUUAUAUUUAAUAAAGGAGGUGCAAUUCCUAACUUAAUUGGUGUUGAUUUUUCAAAUUUAGAUAAUAGCUGUUCAUAUGGUUUUGCUUCAAAUAGAUGUGAAUAUAUUAGGAUUGAAGGAAAUAAAAUUAAUGUUGAUGUAAGUGCUCAUACCGAUUCUGAUGUUAUGUUAGGAAUGAUAUGUCCUGUUGAUUCAAAUAAUCAAAAUAUUUGUUUUAAUGAUGUUUAUGAUAAUGAUAAAAAAGUUUUUAUUAGAGAUUAUUUUGAAGAUAAUGAAGGAUUAUUAACUAUAUUACCGAAAACUUACAUCCACAUUCCAGGGAGUUCAAUAACCUAUGAAGAAUCGAAUUUAAUUAUAGGAAGAGAAUUUUUAGAAAAAUUAUACAAAAAUAGAAGUAAUUACAAAAAUAGUCUUGUGUGCAAAUGCUAUAUGAAUAAAGUACACUAUGAAGUAACUUUUAAUUUAUCACAAAAUUUCUGA